Messenger RNA from Phytophthora nicotianae INRA-310, 165 nucleotides. RefSeq lists its product as hypothetical. Bases 1 to 165 code for a protein of 54 amino acids. The transcript has a single exon. Lineage: Eukaryota; Oomycota; Peronosporomycetes; Peronosporales; Peronosporaceae. The record is from RefSeq and is a predicted model, not a curated record.
AUGGGAUAUCAGCAACAAGUCAGUAAUGUGCCACUAACAGCGCCGUCCGCGAACAACCUCAGUCGGACGAACAGCAACGAGAGCGACGCAGUGUACCCCAGCUAUAGCGAACAGCGCAAGAACCACUCUUUGUUGGGUCGACAACCCAGUGGUGGGGUCGUGUAA